AAUCACUGCGCAAAGACCUCGCAGUGCAUCCCGGGACCUCCGCUGGGUUCUUUGUCCCUCACGCCCUGGUAGUUCCCGCCCCUGGGCCUGCGGGCUGUGCCUCUGCAUUCGAGCGGUUGUCGGGAGGAAGGGCCUGUGGUUUAUUUGACCUGGGCCUCGCGGCAUUUCCCUGGGUCUCCCCAGCCUGUGGGGCCCUGAGUGGGGGUCGGCACUAGGAAGGGACUGUUCCUGAAUCUUUUCUGAGACAAAGGCGGGAGAGUUUGGCCUUUUCAACAUUUCAAAGUUGGCCUUGGUCUUACAGCUUGUGGGUGUGGUGGACUCAGGGAAUAGCUUUUACCUAUGAUGGUGGAUUCUCAAGAUGCUGAUGUGAUUCCUCCACACAGUACUGAUGAGAAAGUGACCCAGAGCUGGAGGAAGAAGAGGAGGAAAUGGCAGCUUCUCAGGGACUUCUGACAUUUGAGGAUGUGGCCAUCGAUUUCUCUCCAGAGGAGUGGGAAUGUCUGGACCUCGGUCAACGGCACCUGUACAGAGAUGUGAUGUUAGAGAUCUGUAGGCACCUGGUCUCCUUGGAGUAUGUUAUCUCUAAGCCAGACCUGGUUCGCCUGUUGGAGCAAAAGACAGAUCCCUGGGAUAUGAAGGGAAUGGAGACAGUAGCCAUACAGCCAGCUCUGUCUUCUCAUGACACCCAGGGUUUGAUGCCACCAAACCCAGGCAUGGAACUUUUCUUACCAACAAUGCUGCUGGGAAAAUAUGAAAGCUCUGCUGUUGGCACUUUUGAUUUAAUUAGAGGCAGUGAAGGUAAGGGGGCAUGUGAAAGGCGGGAAGGUUGUUAUGAUGCACAUGCUCCUCACGGGGCUUUUAUCCAUAAGGAAAACAUUGCUGCUAAAAGAGAUCAAGGAUCUAAAUCAAACUGUGAGAAACUCCACUUUAAGUCAGUACCAUUGGCAGAAAAAUAUAUUUUUGUAAGCAAAGAUCCAUGUUAUUUAUUGAAACAUAGAUCUUCUCUGAAAGUAAAUUUGGAAAAUCAGGAUCAUCCUAGUACAAAUGAUGAUGCAAAACAUGAAGGUAUGCUUGGACGAAACAUUCAUUCAAACAUUUAUGAACACCAGAGGUUUCAAAAUGGAGGGCAACCCCCCCAAAGUGAUCAAAUCGGGAGAUCUAAUAGCAAGGGUUCAUCAAUCUUCAACCAACAAAUAUUUCCUCAUUGUUCUGACAACCCUAAUGUUGACACUAAUGGGGAGGUCUUAUUCCAACCAUCAUCAAUCAAUGUGUGUGAUAAUACAGUUAAUUUCGAUCAACAUGCCAUGUGUACUAAAGUGAGCAAGGCCUUCAGCAAGAGCUGUCUAUUCAGUAAUUAUAAGAGUAUACACACUGGAAGAAGAAGUGAUGCCUGUGUUGAAUCUCAGACUAACUUUGACCCAGACUCAAAUCUCAUGAAACAUCAGGGAACUCAAUUUUCAGAGAAGCAGUCAAUGAGAAAUCAACAUAGGAAUGUCAUUUCUCAAGGCUCAGAUCUCACAACAUUUCAGAGAAUUUGUAUUGGAGAGAAAGCUUGCCAUUUUCGUGAGUGCAGCCAAGUUUUUAGCCAGGCUUCAAGACUUACUCAACAUCAGCAUCAUCCUACCAGGAAGGAAGGAUGCAGGUGUGAAGAAUGUGCAAAAGUCUGUAAUCAGUCAUUAAAUCUGGGAAGAGAAAGGAAAAAGCAUACUGGAGGGAAACCUGACAAAUGUGAGGAAUCUACAUCAUAUUCAGCCUUUACUAGACACCGUCUAAUUCAUACUGCAGAGAAGCCUCACAAAUGCACAGAAUGUGGCAAAGCCUUUAGACGGCGUGCAUGUCUUUCUGAGCAUCAGAGAAUUCAUACUGGAGAGAAGCCUUACAAAUGUACAGAAUGUGGGAAACCCUUUAGAUGCCGUUCAUAUCUUUCUGAGCAUCAGAGAAUUCAUACUGCAGAGAAGACUUACAAAUGUACAGACUGUGGCAAAGCCUUUCGUUGGCAUUCAUCACUUGCUCAGCAUAAGAGCUCUCAUAAUCGAGAGAAGGCUUACAAAUGUACAGAAUGUGGCAAAGGCUUUAAUCGGCAUUCAUCUCUUACUGAGCAUCUGAGAUCUCAUACUGGAGAAAAGCCUUACAAAUGUAAAGAAUGUGGCAAAGGCUUUAAUCGGCAUUCAUCUCUUACUGAGCAUCUGAGAUCUCAUACUGGAGAGAAGCCUUACAAAUGUACAGAAUGUGGCAAUGCCUUUCAUUGUCGUUCUCAUCUUACUCAGCAUCUAGUUUCUCAUACUGGAGGGAAGCCUUACAAAUGUACAGAAUGUGGCAGAGCCUUUCAUUGGCGUUCUCAUCUUACUGAGCAUCUGAGAUCACAUACUGGAGAGAAGCCUUACAAAUGUACAGAAUGUGGCAAGGCCUUUAAUAGGCAAUCUCAUGUUACUGAGCAUCUGAGAUCUCAUACUGGAGAGAAGCCUCACAAAUGUACAGAAUGUGGCAAAGCCUUUCGUUGUCAUUCUCAUGUUACUGAGCAUCUGAGAUCUCAUACUGGAGAGAAGCCUUACAAAUGUACAGAAUGUGGCAAAGCCUUUCAUCGGCAAUCUAAUCUUACUGAGCAUCUGAGAUCUCAUACUGGAGAGAAGCCAUACAAAUGUAAAGAAUGUGGUAAAGCCUUUCAUUGUCAUUCUCAUCUUACUGAUCAUCAGAGCUCUCAUACUGGAGAGAAGCGUCACAAAUGUACAGAAUGUGGCAAAGCCUUUAAUUGGCAUUCAUCUCUUACUCAGCAUCUGAGUUCUCAUACUGGCGAGAAGCCUCACAAAUGUAAGGACUGUGGCAAAGCCUUUACUUGGUAUUCAUCUCUUACUCGGCAUCUGAGUUCCCAUGCUGAAGAGAAGCCUUACAAAUGUACAGAAUGUAGCAAAGCCUUUCAUCGGCAAUAUCAUCUUACUGAGCAUUUGAGAUCUCAUACUGGAGAGAAGCCAUACAAAUGUACAGAAUGUGGCAAAACCUUUCAUUGGUGUUCUCAACUUACUGAGCAUCUGAGAUCUCAUACUGGAGAGAAGCCAUACACAUGUACAGAAUGUGGCAAAGCCUUUCAUUGGCAUUCAUCUCUUACUCAACAUCUGAGAUCUCAUACUGGAGAGAGGCUGUACAAAUGUACAGAAUGUGGCAAAGCCUUUCAUUGGCAUUCAUCUCUUAGUCAACAUCUGAGAUCUCAUACUGGAGGGAAAUCUCACAAAUGUUCAGAAUGUGGCAAAGCGUUCCACUGUCAUUCACAUCUCACUCAGCAUCUGCGUUCUCAUACUGGAGAGAAGCCGUACAAAUGUACAAAAUGUGGCAAAGGCUUUAAUCAGCAUUCAUCACUUACACGGCAUCAGAGAAUUCAUACUGGAGAGAAGCCUUACAUAUGUACAGAAUGUGGCAAAGCCUUUCGUUGGCAUUCAUCUCUUACUCAGCAUCUGAGAUCUCAUACUGGAGCGAAGCCUUUCAAAUGUACAGAAUGUGGCAAAGCCUUUCGUUGGCAUUCAUCUCUUACUCGGCAUCAGAGAUCUCAUUCUGGAGAGAAAUCUUAAAAAUGUACAGAAUGUGACAAAGCCUUUAGUCAGCUGUCAGGGUUUUAUCAGCACUGGUGACCUCACACUGGAGAGAAGCCUUACAAAAUGUACAGACUGUGACAAAAAUUUUAAGUGGCAUGCAAGCUUGAUUCAACAUCAGGGAAUCCAUACUGGGUAAAAACCAUACAGAUGUAAUUAAUGUGGCCAAGCCUUUACCCUUUUGCCUUUUUUUUUUUUUUUUUUAAGGGCCACACCUGACAUAUGGGGGUUCCCAGGCUAGGGGUCUAAUCAGAGCUGUAUCCACCAGCCUACACCACAGGGACAGCAACGCAGGAUCCUAGCCAAGUCUGCAACCUACAACGCAGCUCACAGCAACACUGGAUCCUUAACCCACUGAGCGAGGUCAGGGAUCAAAUGUGUAACCUCAUGCUUCCUUGUCAGUUUUGUUGACCACUGAGCCAUGACGGGAACUCCUGGCCAAGCCUUUACCUAUCACUCAUAUCUCAUCAACAUCAGAGAGUUCAUAGUACAAGGAAGCUUGACAAGUAUAAAAAAUAGGACAGAUCCUAUAAAGAGCUUCAGCACUUUAUAGACAUCAGGAAAUACAUACUGGGGAAAAACUUCACAGAUUUGGAGAAUGUGACAAAGCCCUUCAUCAGAGUUUUCACCUGUCUUAACAUCAGAAAAUGUGCAAUGGAGGGAAAUCUUGCCAGUGUAAUAUGUGAUAAAGGAUGUUUCUACUAAAUACACACUUUAGAGAACACCAGAGUGUUCUUACAGGAAAGAAACAUUAAUGAUGUGAAAAUUAUAAGGGAGUGUUUGUUGAAAAUCAACUCUAACUCCCUAUAGGGAAUGCAUAGCAGAAUGAAUUCAGUCAAUAGCUCUUUGGAAAUUGCUCUAACUCAGAACUUAAACAAAUAAGCCACAUGGAGUUCCCAUCGUGGCUCAGUGGUUAAUGAAUCUGAUUUGGAACCAUGAGGUUGCAGGUUCAAUCCCUGGCCUUGCUCAGUGAGUUAAUGUUCCAGUGUUGCUGUGAGCUGUGGUGUAGGUUGCAGGCACAGCUCGGAUCCUGUGUUGCUGUGGCUCUGGCGUAGGCCAGUGGCUACAGCUCCGAUUGGACCCCUAGCCUUGGAGUCUCCAUAUGCCAUGGGAGUGGCCCAAGAAAUGGCAAAAAGACAAAAAUAAAUAAAUAAGCCACAGAGGAAACACUAAAAACAUCAGUAUGGACAAGAGGAUUCAGGGGAGGAAUGUUUGGGCUGGUGUUAUUCUCAUCAGUGUAUCUCUAUGGACAUUAUCUGGGUUUAUUAGACAAAAAAAAAAUUCUUGUAAUUCAACUCUCAAAUUACUAAAUGCUGUGCGUUUUAUUCCUAGUAUGUAUGUGAAUUUUGUUUCUCAUGGUUGUGGCUUCAAAGACAAGAGGAGCCCUUCCACAUUAGGUGGGGAAUAUUUCUAUCUAAUACUCCAUGGAAGUUUAAGGAUCCUGUCAUAUAAAUGUGCAGGAAAACCUAAAUAGAGAUGGUAUGUACGAUUGAUUUUAAAUCACCAUUUUUUAGUGUUUUGGAAUUAUGUAACAAGAUCACUCCACAAUGGAAAUAUCCGUUCCAACUGCUUUUUCAUGUUAAAAAGAUGUCAGUUCAUUCAAAAUCUGAUGUAUCUUCAUCAAAGCAGUAGUACUCAUGAAUCUCUGUUGAUAUGUUUGAAAUAAAGACGAUGUCACAAUUAUGCAAGAAAAAUAGAGUUACCUCUUUGCUUACGAGUUAUAAAACUAAUGUACCUCCGUGUUCACUAAAGAAUUCGCCUCUGUUGUGUAAACCCUAGAAAUCAAAAUCCUUAGAGCAAUGUAUUUGAAGAAUAAGAAUGCUUCUGAUUUCUAUUAUUUUGUAUUUUGAUCUAGGAUCAUACAGUGCAUUGUGAGGUUUCCUGUACAUUAUUUGUAAAAUCAGUAUAUUUUAUUUAAUAAAAUGGAAUGGUUUUUUUUAA
Messenger RNA from Sus scrofa (pig), 5522 nucleotides. RefSeq names its product KRAB domain-containing protein 5. Gene Ontology annotation, cellular component: nucleus. Gene Ontology annotation, biological process: regulation of transcription by RNA polymerase II. Gene Ontology annotation, molecular function: DNA-binding transcription factor activity, RNA polymerase II-specific; RNA polymerase II transcription regulatory region sequence-specific DNA binding. NCBI's taxonomy places the organism in Eukaryota, Metazoa, Chordata, Mammalia, Artiodactyla, Suidae. The record is from RefSeq and is a predicted model, not a curated record.